AUGGCGCAGGCUGCGGAGGAUACCCGCGAAACCACCUUGUCUGAGUACUUGGCAGCUUGCCCUGCCUUUGUCUUUGCUAAAUUCGAAACGAACCCGGCGCUUAUGUCGAACGGUCUGAUAUCUAAUCCAGCCAGGAGACGAUGCCCCCACCGACUGGAACCUUGGGACAAUUUCCUUGAAGAGCAGAGGGCAAUAAUGAGGACGCUCCUCUCCAGCUUUCCGGCUGAUACCAGGACGUUCAUGAACCGGGCUUACCUCAGGUCCCGAGGCGAGGUGAUCCACCGAAGGAGGUUAACGACUGCAGAAGCACUGGAGCAAAUCCUGCUGGAUUUCGUGGCGGAGCCGGUAACUGCGAUUGUUGAAAGGUUUCGAGAUGUUGACGAUAUCACAUCGGCAUUUAACAUUGGCGCGGGGAUCGCGUUCAAAACACGCCCCCAUACACUCGCCGAAGCUACCAGGGGAGCGGCACCGGCACGGCCCAAAAGCCCGGACGACACCAAGUUUCGACCGGACCACAUCUACGCCUACAGGCGAAACAGCUCGGACUCAAACGAGAAAACCAUGGCUUUCAUCAUCGAAUACAGGUCCCCUCAAAACCUAACCCCCCCUCAUCUCCGCCUCGGGUUGAGACCCAUGGAUGUACACGAGGAGGUGGCCAAGCGAAAUUCUAUCCCCCCCGAGAAGGAACAAGAGGCCUACUUUCAAUACCAUGCCGACAGACUAGCGGCGUCGGCGCUCACUCAGGCAUUCGACUACAUGAUCCAAGCCGGGCUCACCUAUGGGUGUGUCACAACAGGCGAAACCUUCGUUUUUCUGAAGAUUAACUGGACACACCCGAUCACACUCUUGUACCACAUGGCUGAACCGGCACUUGAGGUGGAAGAGCAUCGGGAAAACGCCCUCUGCUGUACCGCCGUGAGCCAGGUGUUAGCGUUUACGAUGUUAGCCCUUCAUUCAGCGUCACAACCAGCACAUGGACAAGACGAACGCCAAAGAGCAAUCAACAGACUGAAGAUAUGGGAAGCGGAUUCCAUGCAUCAAUCCCCGUCCGACACUGGACGAGCACCACUAUCUACCUCGUCGGCACACGAGCCCAGAACGUACAAAGGUGUAGAUAGAUCGCCUCGCCCCUUUGUAUCCCCCAAUGCCGCUGUUGGGAAACGAAAAGCCCCCGUUGGCCACCAACAAGGUUACAGGACCGGCCCUGGUGCCCGAGCUGUUUCGCCCGAUUCCGACCGGGAUUAUGCCGAACCAGAGAUACCGAGUACACCAACACCACCCGCCGGGUCAACACCAACCGGACAGGUUCUCGCCCAGCGUCGUGGCGGAGAUAGCGGCGACGCGGGGGGCUCUACGGAGACUCGCCAAUAUUGCACCCAAAAGUGCCUCCUUGGUUUAACCACUCGCAACGUUCUCGACGAGGCAUGCCCCAAUGUUUAUCUCCACCGACGCACUGAUCAAGAGUUCCGUCGCCAUCCCGUCGAUCACAAGACUUGGCUCAGCCUUCUCCGCAAGCAGCUGGCGCAAACACUCGACGACGGGGUCGUCCCUCUGGGACAGCAGAGCGCAUGGGGGAUUGUCUUCCAGGUUACGCUACUCGAAUACGGCUACACGUUCAUCGGCAAGGCAACUACAACCCGAUUUGUGCCAGACCUAUCACACGAGGGCGAGGUUUAUGAACACCUUCAGCCGCUCCAGGGAGUCCAUGUGCCAGUGUUUCUUGGAGGGGUUAACCUCCGAGAGCUCGGACGAACGUACUACUACGACACCGAUGUACGACUUAUUUACAUGAAUCUCCUGUCGUGGGCCGGACGGAACCGGGUUGACAAGGUAGAGAAGGUGAAGUCCAAAACUGGCGUUUUCCGUGCCUUGCAGGCGCUCUUUGCAUGUCGAGUGGCGCACAAUGGGGAGCGGGUGCCGAAUAUAUUGUGGAAUGAGGAAACCGAAAAAGCGAUGGUGAUCAACUUUGAGCAGGCGACGAUUUUGGAAUGGAGCUAG
Dichotomopilus funicola is the source of this 1998-nucleotide messenger RNA. RefSeq lists its product as uncharacterized. The transcript has a single exon. The record is from RefSeq and is a predicted model, not a curated record. Lineage: Eukaryota; Fungi; Ascomycota; Sordariomycetes; Sordariales; Chaetomiaceae. The coding region runs from base 1 to 1998 and encodes 665 amino acids.